AUGGACCUGGGUAACAUAGUUCCUUUUGUUCGUCCUUUUGGGAACAUAUCCUGCGUAAUGCCAGAGACAGAGGCAACCCUCCAACGCAGUGCUUAUGUCACAAACGGCUAUCAGGCACCGAAUCGUUGUGAGAUGUGCGAUGUAUCCUUGCCCGAUGAAGUCUCCAGGAACGAACACAUGCAGGAAACUCGGCACCGCUCCUGCCCUCUUUGCGACAAGUACGUCCCUGUAGGCGAAUUCUACAAUCACGCCUUCGACAAGCACCCGCAUGAACGUUGGAACGAGCAUCAAGUAGCUUGGACGGAUAAGAGAGAUAAGGAGAGCGCACAGUCUUGGGCUAUGAAAGAAGUGAAGAUCUAG
Molecule: messenger RNA, 360 nt
Organism: Clonostachys byssicola
Lineage: Eukaryota; Fungi; Ascomycota; Sordariomycetes; Hypocreales; Bionectriaceae
Source: the annotation of a GenBank genome assembly